AUGCCCGACGAGGACGGCGCAGCGGAGUCGGUGGGGACCACGUCCGUCUUCCCCCCCCCUCCCAUUGUAUGGCAUGCCUUCACAGAAGCGAAUGUGUUAUGGAGCCGGAUAUUUGAUGCCGAGCUUGAGAAAGCCGGAGAAAAAGACGCGUGGUUUGCCAUGCCACACGAAGCGCGCAAGUCGAAACAAGAUGCGCUGUUGUCCGCGGUGGUGCGCGAGCACGGCGAUAUUGCGCUGCCUACGGUUGACUUGCACGAACUUACGCCUCCAAAUGUCCAGUGGAUUGAAGAAGACGGGGGGUAUCAGCUGUUUGGGCAGCGGUGGCCGAUUCCCGACGUCGCACCAUCACUGGAGCAGCUCGGCAUACCGCGCAUGUUUCCCCAGCCGCUGCAGGACCGGAACGAGGCGCUACAAAAACUAUUGCGCACGCUACUGCAUACCUACUUUAUGCUCACUUCUGAUUUGCUGCGUCCGAUCCAGCCGUACGAUGUGUGGGUGCCGCAGGCGACCACGGAGGCAAGUGGCGCGCCGUCAACUGCAGCGACUACAGAUGAAACACCGCUAGCCAAUGCUACAGCGAGCGAGGCAAACGGGAAUGGUGCGUUCGGAGUCUGGACGACGUCUACGCGCAUCAAGGACCGCCUGAAGCACAUGGAAAUGUCUGUGAUCAAUUUCCAAUUUAUCCUGAACCAACUGCGCCCCAUUCAAAACAGCGCGACGCUCGAGCAUGUACUCGACGAGCAAAUCGAGCGGCGGCGCAGACAGACAAGACUAUUGCGCGCCAAGAGCGCGUCGAUCAGGGAGGCGAUGCACCAUAUAUCCUUGUAG
This is a messenger RNA of Malassezia vespertilionis, 828 nucleotides long. RefSeq lists its product as uncharacterized. Gene Ontology annotation, molecular function: transcription coregulator activity. The record is from RefSeq and is a predicted model, not a curated record. Gene Ontology annotation, biological process: regulation of transcription by RNA polymerase II. Gene Ontology annotation, cellular component: core mediator complex; mediator complex. Lineage: Eukaryota; Fungi; Basidiomycota; Malasseziomycetes; Malasseziales; Malasseziaceae. The transcript has a single exon. The coding region runs from base 1 to 828 and encodes 275 amino acids.